Molecule: messenger RNA, 2283 nt
Organism: Naegleria gruberi
Lineage: Eukaryota; Heterolobosea; Eutetramitea; Acrasida; Naegleriidae
Exons: 3
Coding region: 1-2250 (749 amino acids)
Source: RefSeq, a predicted model, not a curated record
AUGAAGAAACUUCUUAGCUUUACCUCACAAAAGGUUGCUCCAUCUUGUUUAGGAACCUUUUCUCACCAACCUCUUCUCUCCUUCUCUCUCGCAACUACUACAACACAAUCAAAUCUUCUCACCGAAUGUACCAACAACAAUCAAAAGAGAUUCGGUUCUAAACACAUUUAUAUUAGAGGUAAACUUCACUAUCAAAAGAAGUUAGAACAAGAGAAAAAAGUUUCCAAACUCUCUGAUAAGUCCAAGGCUGCUUAUCGUUCAAAUGCUGAACGUAGUCAAAGCUUUGCCUGGACUCCUUCAACACCAACUCAAGAAUUAUAUCAAAAGAAUAUGUUAGAAUUCAAGAAUUCUCGUAAGAGACCUUCUGCUCAACAAUUCCUUGAUAUGCUCGCCACCGUUCAAAGUGCCGACGACUUUAAUUAUGCUAUGCGUUAUUGGAGAACUUUGUGUUUGAGAAGGAUAAAAUUCACUGCUCAAAGCACUGAAGCCAUCCUUGAAGCUAUGGAAAAGUAUGAUGAAAAUCACCCACAAACAUCUAUUGAACUUUUUGAUGCUUUCCAAGAAGUUGAAAGUAGUUUGGAUGCUGCUGUCAAGAAACGAGUUCUCAAUUAUUUACAAGUUCAAUCACUGGGUGCCGUUGAAGAGGAAGAAAUGGCACAACAAAGUCUAUUCGGUGAAUUUGAUUCAGGCUCUAAUCAUGUAGUCGGAUCAGUGGCAGGUUCAUCCUCUAAUCAUAAUACAACACCCAUCAUGAUGAAUAACGGUCAUCCUCAAUCUAUGCUUCAACCUAAUUUCCUCUUGAGUCCACUUCUUUCCAUGUCUUUGAAUCCAAUGCAUACAAUGAAUCCUCUCUAUGGCGUUUCAAUUCCACCAAUUGCUCAUCCUCUAGGUUCUAACGGAUCACUUUCUCUUCUCGGAAUGUUGAAUCCACUUGGAGCACCACCUCCACCACUUCAUACACCACAACAACCAUCAGUUAGUUAUGGUCAUAAAGUAAUGCCAAAAGAAGAAGCCAUUGAAGAGGAACAAGAUUCAUAUGAAGUUUAUGAUGAUGAUAAACAAGAACCAACAGAAUUUCCAACUUUGGCACAAGAGGAUGUAACUAAUGAACAACGAUUGGAUGAAAUAUUGACUGGACUUUCAAUUACUGAGGAACAAGAAAGGAUUAAAUAUUAUGUGCAACAUGGAGUUAAAUAUCCAUUUGUAGCACAAUGGAGAAAUCCUUUAAUUCACUCUAUUAGAGAAAAUGUGAUUGUGAAACAUGUUGUGGAUUUUAAUCCAUAUUUUGGAAUUGUAGUAAUUGUAGAACCUUUAUAUUUAAGUCAUGAUAAGAAAAAGAAAAAGUCAACCGUGGAUGAUUUGAGAAGAACUGGGUUUUAUGUUCAUGCUGUUGAUUUAUAUGGUAUGAAAAAGAAGAGUGUUAUUGGUAGAUUACUUGAUGAUCAUAGAAAAUAUAUUAAGAGAUGUGUUCUUGUCAAUCAAACCAAAGAAUGUUUCGAAUCCAACGACGUACUUAUACUAAAAACUAAAUGUGAAACUAAGAUACCAAAAAUUAAUGAAAUAACAAGUCUAAUCAAUAGUGCAGUCAAGUUAAAGAGUUCAGAUGAUUCUGACUUGGUUACAAUUGUGAAUAGAUACGAGUCUCACGGAGGAAAUCCACCCCAAAAAUUAAAUAAGAAGAUUGAUGUUGUAAAGGCCCUAGAAGUUGAGGAUAUUAAUGAAAGAAUUACUGCUUUGUGUCCACCUGGUACUGGGUGUAUCAAUGAUUUAUCAACCCUUGUAAGAUAUGCCACAACUUGUUGUAAAUUCCCAUUCGAUGCAAAAGUUACUUCAUUGUAUUCAUUCCUAAAUGAUCAACAAGUUGAAUUUACUGUAUCGGUGAACAGUGUAAACUAUAGAUGUAAACAAGGUAUCAUAUUCAAAGCAACAAUAACAUCUGGAACUCUGAGUCCAAUAGAUGGCAGAUUUAAAGUUCACAUUGAUAAUGAUGACGAUGCUGGUUCAGAUGACGAUGAUGAACCAUAUAGAAAGAAGAGAAAAAUGUCAGGAUCUACACCAUUCGAUACAUACACUGGUACAACAAUCAAGGUUGAUAGUUCUAGACUGAGAGUAGACGAUAGUACCAAGUCUGUAAAUCUUACAGUAUUGAUGGAUUAUCAAACAUGGUUUAUUCAUUCUACAUUGCUUGAUGAAAAGAAGAUUGAUGAACAAUGGACAAACCUGAGAUUCUAUCUUCAAUUUGUUGAUUAAUUUAUUAAAACUCUAUUUGAAACUCAAUGAUUC